AUGCCGCUCAUCAAUGAAGCGCAUGACUCGCUCCCUUACGUGGAUGCCCAGCCCUCAGCCUCUGCGCGCCAUCAAGCCCAGCAGCUCAUCAACGCCGAGCUAGCUCCCGAACACGCCUCGACCCUCCACCCCACAAUUCCAGAGUCCCCAGAGCCCAAGUUUACACCCCUUUUUCAACAAGAACUUUCACGCAAAGCCACCGGCACCCCUCUCACCGGCGGCAUCGACCUCUCCCGCUAUGAGGCCCCCGACCCACCAACCCGCAACUCAGAUGAUGAAGUUCCCAAUUUAUCCGAAUGGUGCGAAACUCUGCGAAAGGCUUACACGUCCAGUUUGCAUCUGACAAAGCGCCAUGAGAACCUGGCGCUACUGGAAGAGAGCGGCAAGAACGCCUGGUUGAUCGGCAACUCGCAACUGGAAGAAAUCCUGCGCGACCUUGAGAAAGAGCUAGCCGAGACCAAGGAUGCGGCGGAAGAGGUGAACAAGCAGCGCAAGAUCGCGCAGGAAGGCAGCUUCGGCGAGAUUGUUGGGCUGGAGGAGACGUGGAAGCGAGGCGUUGGCUCGAUUCUCGAUGUGGAAUUGGCGUCUGAAGGCUUGCGCAUGCAGAUCCUGGAGCAUCGGCGCCAGGUAGCGCAACAGCAGAUCCGGUAA
Molecule: messenger RNA, 651 nt
Organism: Penicillium macrosclerotiorum
Lineage: Eukaryota; Fungi; Ascomycota; Eurotiomycetes; Eurotiales; Aspergillaceae
Product: pre-mRNA-splicing factor SPF27 family protein
Exons: 2
Coding region: 1-651 (216 amino acids)
Biological process (GO): mRNA processing
Cellular component (GO): precatalytic spliceosome; catalytic step 2 spliceosome; Prp19 complex
Source: RefSeq, a predicted model, not a curated record